Molecule: messenger RNA, 1540 nt
Organism: Platichthys flesus (European flounder)
Lineage: Eukaryota; Metazoa; Chordata; Actinopteri; Pleuronectiformes; Pleuronectidae
Product: phosphoglycerate mutase 1
Exons: 4
Coding region: 144-908 (254 amino acids)
Biological process (GO): glycolytic process
Molecular function (GO): intramolecular phosphotransferase activity
Source: RefSeq, a predicted model, not a curated record
AAUCUACUUUAUAAAGUUCUUGACGGUUUUGACAGCAGCGAGUGGACCUGACUGCUUCUCUCACCGGGAUCUUAAGAGUUUAACUACGCCAGGAAUCAAUCAAAGAGUUAUUCAGCUCAUUCCACACAGUAUUAGGAUCCAUCAUGACUGCCUACAAACUGGUGCUGAUCCGCCACGGAGAGAGCAGCUGGAACCAGGAGAACCGGUUCAGCGGCUGGUUCGAUGCCGACCUGAGCGAGACCGGGGAGAAGGAGGCGAGGAGAGGUGGCCAGGCCCUCAGAGAUGCUGGCUUUGAGUUUGACAUUUGCUACACUUCCGUGCUGAAGCGGGCCAUCAGGACACUGUGGCUGGUCCUGGACGGCAUUGACCAGAUGUGGGUGCCGGUGCACAGGACCUGGCGGCUCAACGAGCGCCACUACGGAGGCCUGACGGGUCUGAACAAGGCAGAGACCGCUGCCAAGCACGGAGAGGCUCAGGUGAAGAUCUGGAGACGCUCCUUCGAUAUUCCUCCUCCCGUCAUGGGCCCAGAUCAUGACUACUACCCUAUCAUCAGCAAGGAUCGUCGCUAUGCGGACCUGACUGACGAGCAGCUUCCCUCCUGCGAGAGCCUGAAGGACACGAUCGCACGGGCGCUACCCUUCUGGAACGACGAGAUCGCCCCUCAGAUCAAACAGGGCAAGAGGGUGCUCAUCGCCGCCCAUGGAAACAGCCUGCGGGGGAUUGUUAAGCAUCUGGAGGGAAUGUCGGAUGAGGCCAUCAUGGAACUGAACCUGCCCACUGGCAUCCCCAUCCUCUACGAGCUCGACAAAAACCUGAAACCUGUGAAGCCUAUGCAGUUCCUGGGAGACGAGGAGACCGUACGUAAGGCCAUGGAGGCCGUGGCUGCUCAGGGGAAGGCCAAGAAGUAAAGUAAUGGGAGAGCAAACACCGCUCUCUGUGGGUUCGAGUACCGACUGGCCUCAGAUUAGUGUUUUCGUUUCCAAGCCCCAAUUUAUUUUUGGAUGAUCUACCGUAGAUUGUUGUCAGAGACGACCUCACUCUACAUGAACAGUGCAACGAGAGUAUAUGGUGAAGGGAUUGGAAAUAUUAGAGAGCCACAGUUCUCAGGAGUUUGUUAGUAACAAUUUGUGCUCUUCUUUCUAUGUCUCACCAAGUUUGGUCAUUUUGAACCACUACUUCACGAUCAGCAUUCCACCGCACAAGUGUUACAUUUAUUUGGAUUGUACUCCACCUGUUAAAAUCAUAUUUAACUGAUGAUUUAAAAAGUCUACAUUUACCACCUUUGGUCUGUCCUUGCCUCUUGGUGUCAUGUCAUGUAUUCCUGUGCCUCUGCCCCCUCAAGUAGAUCACUGCAUCUGGCCUCACAGAAUUGUGAAGCAGCAGAGGUGGUUUUAGGUGUCUGUGAAUGGAGCAUCGAAUUACUGUGUGUCUCUUACAAUAUUUUCAUUUUACCUUAGGAAAUGUACUUCCCUCUGUGUUGGUUAAAUGAACCCGGGAAGCUCUAAUGUAAUAAAUGUGCACUUGUCCAAUUCCAAAUCAA